Carassius gibelio (silver crucian carp) is the source of this 951-nucleotide messenger RNA. Its product is annotated as serine/threonine-protein kinase ULK4-like. Lineage: Eukaryota; Metazoa; Chordata; Actinopteri; Cypriniformes; Cyprinidae. Bases 1 to 945 code for a protein of 314 amino acids. The record is from RefSeq and is a predicted model, not a curated record. The transcript is spliced from 7 exons.
AUGAAAGAAAUCUGCAGUGUACAUUCAGCUGUGUUCAAGACAACUAUCUUCCGACCGCAGGUGGUGACUGAGGCCUUUCUCAUCAAAUUUGGAAAACUGCUGGUUGUGGAUUUGAUUGUACCACCGCUGGCGUCUCUGGCCUUCAGUAAGAAUGUGGAAUGGCGUGUUGUGAGUUUGCGUGUGCUGUCAGAGAUCACGCUGCUGCUGCUGCUGAGCCAAGUCGAGGUGGAGGAGAGUGAGAGAGACGGAGGGAGAGAACGAGAGGCAGAGUGGGAAGGUGAAGGCAUCUCAUCCAACACUCGCUUGCUGACGCUCAUCUCUGAGGCCCUGCUGCCACAGUAUGAGACUCUGCUUCUGGAGUCAGAUCCUGUACCGGUGUAUGCUCUCAAACUGCUGGUGUCCCUCACUGAGCACAGCUCACCCAUCAGCAGGCUUGUUAGAGAGAGCAGUCUCCUGCCUGCUAUCUUUCAAGUCAUAGAGGAGCACAAGAAUAACACAGUCGGCAGCAUGAUGCAGAAUGCCAUGGCUCUCCUCUGCAAUCUGACUGGACAGAAGGGCACAGACCUCAGACCAUUCGACCAGCAAGGUGCAGUACAUCUGAACGUCAUUCGCUUUGAUAUAUAUAUCGGCCCUCCGGUUUCUAGCCUAUCUCUGAACCAGAACACACAAACCCACACAGUCUUUUCACCCAGACACUGCCACACACAUGAAAAGGGCCUGCAUUCAGAGAGCUGCCCUUGUUUUGUUUUGGAGUGUUUUCAUUCCAUUACCAGACCCUUAUUGCUCUCAUCUCGCUGUCUGACUUUGUGUGUGACUCUGAUGGAGGGGGAGGGCGUCCAGCUGCCUUUUUUUAAGGGCUUCCACCAGAUACUGCUGCUUUUAUCAGCAUGGACUCAUGUGUGGCGGCCCUGUAGCCCACAUCUACUUAGUAUCCCACCCAUCUAGCCCUCA